This is a messenger RNA of Salvelinus sp. IW2-2015, 1643 nucleotides long. It is a transcript of the gene svbp, whose product is annotated as small vasohibin binding protein. The record is from RefSeq and is a predicted model, not a curated record. Gene Ontology annotation, cellular component: apical part of cell. Gene Ontology annotation, biological process: protein secretion; negative regulation of protein ubiquitination. Lineage: Eukaryota; Metazoa; Chordata; Actinopteri; Salmoniformes; Salmonidae.
CUGGUUACACAGUUUCCUUCCAAACAGCUGUUUUACACUUCAGUGUUUGAACAGGCAACUGUUGUUGUCUGCACUUUCUGUGUUGACAAUCUGAGCUCUUAUUGAACGUCGAGUUGAUCGAGUCGUUGUGCUGUGGUGGCUGUCAGUCAGUAACCAUGGAGCCCACCUGUCGCAAAGACAAAGCGAAGUUGAACUCCACUCCUACUCGCGGCGACAGGGCCAAGCAGAAAUCCGCCCAGCAGGAACUGAAACAACGACAACGGUCAGAGAUCUACGCCCUGAAUAAGGUGAUGACAGAGCUGGAGCAGCAGCAGUUUGAGGCCUUCUGUAAGCAGAUGCAGUCCCAGGGAGAGUGACUGACAACCUCCCAAUGGCAGCCCAGGACCAUAAACCCUAACCUUCAGCAGCCCUGUCCCACAGUUCAACUACAGUCUCAACCAGUAAAACAAGAGUAUUUCUUACAUAUCAUACAGACGUUGAGCUGUGAAUAUUGCUGAGCGAUUAACCGAGGGGUCAGUUAUUUAAAGUUUUUUUAAACAACAAAUUGAACUACUUGGGUUCAAUUAUUUUGAAUUCAAUUUUUUGGUUGUCUGUGCACAUUGCACAGUUUCUCUAGAGAUAUAUCAGAUCCUGUUUGAACUGUGCAAUGUAGUAGGGAGUUGUAGUUUCCAACAGGCCAAUAUUCUACUUAGUUUAGCGCAUAAAACGUAAUUAACUACAAUGACCAUAAUCCAUUGCGCAUUUACUUGUACAGUCUUUCUUUUACGCCUGCUACAAAAGAGGCAGAAGAAUGCACAAUCAUGAGGGGGAUAUAGAGAGCAGUUGUUACUUUCCGAGGUAUCUCUACCUGAAAAUAAAUUAUCUAUUCUAAGUGAUUGAUAGUUGGUAUUCAGCAGUCAUAAAAGUAUGCCUUUUUUCCUUUGAAGAACUACAAAAUAGAGAUUUUGUCAGAAAGCAUAUGCAGCAGCUCUAUAAAGAUGAGCUGCUGACUUGGAAUGAAAUAAGUCAUAAAACAAAUGUAAUAUACACAACUGAAAUUGUGAAUAAAUGGUUAUUAAGUGAUAAGCAGUAAUGAGCAGUUACUACCAUCAUGGGACUUUGAUUCAUUGUUUUAUUCUGUAUUACAGCAUUCAACCCAAAUACUCAAAACCGAAAUCCAAAACCUUGAUUAUUUUUUUAAUAAUCAAACCGAACCUGAAACGACCUCAAAAAGCACUCAUUGUUUAGCACUAACUGAAUCAUUUGCUGAGGGAUAUUUCCAUCCUGGUCCUGUUAUGCAGUGGUCGCCAUAGACAUGAUAAGAAUCAUGUGGAUCACUGGUGGUGUACUCUCCUAUUGCCUCUCCUGUCCUCAUGCGCUGAAACGGUUGUGUUUUCUGGUAUGUGCAAUGUUGUCACUGUGCCAGUCAAAACAGUUUUAGUGCAUGGAGUAUAAGGACAAUAACACGCAGACAGACUCAAACACUCUGGGGAUACAGCCAUUGGUUAUCAACAUGCUCCAUAUGUUGUCAUAAGUGGACAUGCGUUGCAUUGUGAAUGUAACAAGACAAGACUAAUGGCAUAUUCUAAACAAAAAAAGAAACGUCCUCUGUCAACUGCGCUUAUUUUCAGCAAACUUAACAUGUGUAAAUAUUUGUAUGAACA